This is a messenger RNA of Cryptococcus amylolentus CBS 6039, 1083 nucleotides long. RefSeq lists its product as hypothetical. The record is from RefSeq and is a predicted model, not a curated record. The coding region runs from base 1 to 1083 and encodes 360 amino acids. Gene Ontology annotation, biological process: mitochondrial translation. Gene Ontology annotation, molecular function: structural constituent of ribosome. Lineage: Eukaryota; Fungi; Basidiomycota; Tremellomycetes; Tremellales; Cryptococcaceae. The transcript has 2 exons. Gene Ontology annotation, cellular component: mitochondrial large ribosomal subunit; ribosome.
AUGUCCCGCAUCUUCCGCCGCGCCCUCUCCUCCCUCCCGGGGCCGUCCUCCGCCCCCGCCCCCUUCCAGUCAGUCGCCAACACCCUCCCCCUCGCAGUCCGCCGCCGCCGCCUCGAACAGCCCCCCUCCAAAUUCGCCUCCCCCUCCCCCCUGUCCGAUGCUGCUCUCCUCGACCCCGCCUCUGGCAAAAAGUUUCCCCUGCCGCUCGAAAAGGACUACAGGUCUCUUCUGAAGCGCUCAGAAUUCGACUCGUCGAGGACAGAUGCCGAGCUGCGAGCUGCUUAUUUGUCGGCUACCAGCGAGUGGAGAUCUCGUGUCCGUGGUUAUGCCCCUAAAGGCAAGAAUAGCAAGCAUGCUUUCUUGCUGAGAAAGAUGGGUGGCAGAUCUCUGUCUGAGGAGCGCGUCCAGGCUAUCGCUGGCCCGGAAGGAGAAGAAGCCGUGGCACAGGAAGAAGAAUUGAGCGACAUUGUCGGUCAAAGAAUCUACCUCCCCAAUAUCGUCAUCCGCCUUGUCCGCAACCACACUCUCCCAGGCGAAGCCUACGACCCGUUCGUCGCCACUUUCCGGAUCCCUCGAGGCAUGACAAAGACCGAUCUCCGUUCGUACCUGCACGCCGUCUACGGCCUCGAGGUGACGUUCAUCCGUACGGACAAUUACCUCGGACAAGUGGGCAGAGCGAGGACGGCAGAGGUGGUGAGGAAGGGUGGUGGUACAGAGACGUACAAGAGGGCGGUGGUCGGGCUGAAGGAGCCUUUCCACUACCCCGAUGAUGUCGAAGAGUACCACGCCAAGGAGCAAGAGUAUGGCAGCGGUGCAGAGGCGGCCAGAUUGAGGAAAGAGUACUUGCAGACCAACUACAGUCUCAACGACAUGGAGAGCUGGAGGGACAAGGCGUUGUUCAAGUUUUACAAGGGUUCUAGGUGGAGGUCGCAAACGCAUGCCAACGCUGGCGUUGCUGUAAAGGAGAUUAUGAAGAGGCGCAAGGAAAGAGAGGGCCUGAUUGAACAGACGAUCAAGGAUCGUUACGCCGUCGCCCACGACAUUGAAUCCCCGGCCGCCACAGCCGAGACCCAAAGCGCAUAG